GGACGGCCCCUUACCAUCAGGCCCACCAAAACUAAACACCUGCCCGGGUAUUCUGUACCGUCGAAGACUCCACCCCCUCAAAGCCCCCCCAUGAGUGAUGGGCCAGUUGUGGAGAGGGUGCAAAAGUGUCCGUACUUGGGCAGUGCGUGCUCGUGGCCAGCUCCGGUUUGGCAGCAGAGGUCUCGCUCCAAAUCCAGUCGAGCUGCCAUUAUUAUCCUUUUUUGUCAGCUGCGUAACGUCCAGUCGAAGCUGCCGUGUCUAUCGCUCCACACCAAGCUUCGGGUCUUCUAGGCCACAGUCACGCCAUCCCUUCUGUGCUUUUGAAACGCGCACCCCAUCUGAAGGAACAUCAGGCUUGCCCCGCCUACGAUCCAUCCUGGGUUUGACCAGGACGGAGUUCACAAAUCCCUGAAAGAUCCGGACACAUUGCCAUCGGUCACCAUGGACGGGCACCGCAAUGGGAUGAAAGGAGGAGGCAGAGGGGAAAUGGUCAUGAGGAGUGCCCACGUCUCCGUGGACCUCGCCGCCGACCUCACCACGCCGCUGCUGCCGCCGCCGCCGUCCUCCGACCCCACGGCCCUCGCCCCCCACCACGGCGCUCCCGGGGGGCCUCCGCCCUCUCCGCCCCCCCCGGCCCCCGGCGGGCCCCCCCUACUCCCCGCGGCGGGGACGGGGGACCCCGCCUCCGCCCCGCCGCCGCCGCCGCCGCCGCCCCCCGAGUGGGGAAAGACGGCGGCCGCGUUUGUCUACGCGGUCUCCGCGCUGGUGGCGACCAGCGUGGCCAUUGCCGUGGUGCACGAACGCGUGCCGGACAUGGAGGUGUCUCCUCCGCUGCCUGACGUAUUCUUUGACCGCAUUUCCCGUGUGGAGUGGGCCUUCUCCGUGUGCGAGAUCAACGGCGUCAUCCUCGUCUCCAUGUGGUUCACACAGUGGGCCUGCCUCACCCACAGGUCUAUUAUUGGGCGCCGCUAUUUCUUCAUCAUCGGCACCCUCUACCUGUACCGCUGCAUCACCAUGUACAUCACCACACUACCCGUGCCUGGAAGCCACUUCCACUGUAGCCCAAAGGUCCUGGGCGACGUGGAGCUGCAGAUGAGGAGAGUAAUGAAGCUGAUUGCGGGCGGCGGACUCAGCCUGACGGGGUCGCACACGCUGUGCGGCGACUACCUCUACAGCGGUCACACCGUGGUGCUCACCCUCACCUGCCUCUUCGCUCAGGAGUAUUCCCCGCGGCGCUGGUUCUGGUACCGGGUUCUCUGUUUCCUGCUGGCCGUGAGCGGCGUUGCCGCCAUACUGGCUGCACACGACCAUUACAGCAUAGACGUGCUGGCAGCGUACUACGUGACCACGCGCCUGCACUACACCUACCACGGCAUGGCCACCACGGCCGAUCUCAAGUCGCGGGAAUCUGGGAACUGGUUCAGGAAGCUUUGGUGGUUCCGCAUCUUCCUCCUGCUGGAGGGAAACGUCCCCACCAGCGUUCCCCUGCGCUUCUCCCUGCCCAUGCUGAGCGCGGGGAGGGACGAGAGGUACUCGCGCGUGGAGAUGGCUUGAGGCAGGCGCGAGGAGCAGAGACGGCCGCGGUGGAAGAAGCGGGGAAGGGAGGUGCGGAGAUGGGAAGACGCGCGGAGGAGACGCGGCUCCUUCCGCUUGCAGAAGGAGCCGCGGAGAUGGACGUAGGUGAUGCAGUAACACCCCGUGACCUCGCCGCGUCCUGACUGAAGUCGCGCAUCGUAAGCCCUGGCCCUGCUGGGCCCUGAGACAGGGCCACCCACCUCAAGCGUGGUUCCGGUUCAGCCUGGCAAAGAGAGUUUGCGUGGCCGCACGUGCCGUGAGGCACCUGGGCUGGGUCGGCUCACCCACGCGGCAGUGGAAAAGCGGACACUGAGAUAUGACCGUUGUGUGCGUCAGUGCUGUGGGUGGACAUCUUUAGACAUCUGGACGUCUGUGAAAGUUAGAGCUUCGUAGCUCAUCGGAUUCCGUCCAGGAUAAAGAUGAUGAUUUUGGCUAAACCCUAAUACUGCCCCGAACGUGAACAAUAGGCCUAUCCCUAACCAUGACAUUAGCCUAACCAUGUCUUCACUGUAGUGCUAUCCACAACUCUAGCCCUACCACCGACUUUUGCCGUACCAGUUUAACAAGCAGGUGGCUUUCGCGACGAAUGUCAUCCAUAAGAGAGUUUUUUUGGGUUCGCGUAAAUAUAUAAAUGUGUCGUUAAACCCGCCACCACCCGACACAGCCAAUUUAGUAAGGUUAGUCUCACGUAAACAGAACGUGGCCAAUUCGUUACUUGUACAGCACACACCGGUUGUGUGUUCGAGAGCAAAGCCCCAAAAUUUACUGAAUGUUGUGACAAACCUUAAUAAUCUUCUUUGGUUCUUUCGGUAAAGUCACCACGUAGAAUGAGAAUAAAAUAAUAAAAUAAGACAAUAAAAUUCUCACGACGUUUCGGCCACAACACAAGUAGCCU
Messenger RNA from Petromyzon marinus (sea lamprey), 2470 nucleotides. The record is from RefSeq and is a predicted model, not a curated record. Lineage: Eukaryota; Metazoa; Chordata; Hyperoartia; Petromyzontiformes; Petromyzontidae.